This is a messenger RNA of Fusarium graminearum PH-1, 719 nucleotides long. RefSeq lists its product as uncharacterized. Lineage: Eukaryota; Fungi; Ascomycota; Sordariomycetes; Hypocreales; Nectriaceae. The transcript is spliced from 2 exons. The coding region runs from base 208 to 540 and encodes 110 amino acids. Gene Ontology annotation, cellular component: ubiquitin ligase complex. The record is from RefSeq and is a predicted model, not a curated record.
AACCCAGCACUAAUCCACUGCACUGGGUAAUCCACACUCAGCAUCAGACACUCCGCUUCACUAUCCAUCUUCACCCUCACAACUAUCGAACGAUACCUGCUAUACAACAUCCGAAUACACGAGGCAUCACAAUAGCUGUUGCUAGUUUCCUGUUUCCGAAAUCUCCUAGAUUAAACCCGCCCUUGCUUCGCCGUGCGGCCCCGCGUCAUGGGGUUGGCUUACAAUACCUACCUCAGCAGCAGCAAGAUCUACGGCUGUAAGACAUGUAAAGCGCAUCUUGCUAAUCAUGAGGAUAUCAUCAGUCGAAACUUCCGCGGACAGCACGGGAAAGCCUAUCUCUUCCACAGCGUCGUCAAUAUCGAGACGGGCCCUCCAAACGAACGUAAUAUGACAACUGGCCGACACGUUGUCCGCGAUAUCACAUGCCGCCAGUGUAAAGAAACUGUUGGGUGGAAAUACGACAAGGCAUAUGAAUCAUCAGAAAAGUACAAGGAGGGCAAAUUCAUCCUUGAAGCAGAGUUGCUUUGCACGGUUACCUGAUGAGGAAGGGCGACGAUGGCACUGUUGGAGGCUACUCUCUGGAACUUGGCGUUUUUGGAUAUGUGUAAGGGCGUUGGAUUAAUUCGGUAUGCUGUGGCAUUGGUGUUAACUUCGUGAUUGAACAAGGCACGCAUUUUCUGUUGUCUUUUAAACGUUUCAAUAUAACAAAGCUUCUAAAC